CUUGUUUGAUCGUUCGUGGUGUUUGGACGUGUUGCAUUAUAGUUGUCGUUGCAUUUUCUGUCUCGUUCUUACAAGUGCCUUUUAUCAUAUACUUUUUUUUUUGUGCGAAAUACCGUUGAUUAUACUACGCUAAAAAAGACCUAAACGUGGAUAUGAAGUACUUAAAUGUGGCGGAGAAAAACCGUGCAGCUAAGGAAAUAGCUGAUAAAUUGUACUAUCCUGGAACGGUCAGAAGAAGUGAAGGCUUUUCGGUUUAUAAUAAAAUUUAUGAAUUUGAAGCAACAGUUCAGGGUAUCAAAAGUGAAAUGAUAAUGACAUCGGUGUCAGGACAUUUGAUGUCAUUCGAAUUUCCUAGUAAUUAUUCUACUUGGGAUGACGUUGAUCCACAAAGCCUAUUCGAUGCACCCGUACACAAAGCUUGCAGUGAAAAAUAUAUAAAACACACUCUGGAACAGGUGGUACGCAGUUGCAAUGGUUUAAUCGUAUGGACAGAUUGUGAUCGUGAGGGCGAGAAUAUUGGUUUUGAAAUUAUAGAUGUAUGUCGUGCUAUUAAUCCUAAUAUUACCGUAUAUAGGGCGAAAUUCUCGGAAAUUACUAACGCUGCGGUUAAUAGUGCCCUACAGAACUUAACACAGCCGGACAAACGUCAAAGUGAUGCAGUGGAUGUGCGUAGAGAAUUGGAUUUAAGGUCAGGAGCGGCUAUAACACGUUUACAAACAAUGCACUUAAGAAGAUUAUUUCCCAUAAAAAUAUCUAAUAACCAAUUAAUAUCUUAUGGCAGCUGUCAAAUACCCACAUUGGGUUUUGUGGCCGAACGCUAUAAGGAAAUUGAAGCAUUUGUGUCGGAACCUUUUUGGAAGAUUAAGGUAACGCAUACCAUAGACGAUGUUACGGUAGAAUUCGUUUGGGCCCGCAAUCGUCUCUUUGAUAAACAGGCCUGUGAAGACUAUUAUCUUUCGGUUAUAUCAAACCCCAUCGCGACUGUGGAAAGUGUUACUAUAGAACAAAAAACCAAAUGGCGACCCACACCUUUGAAUACGGUGGAAUUGGAGAAAUUAGGUUCCCGUAUAUUGAAAUUAUCCGCCAAAGAAGUUAUGACUAUAGCGCAAGAUUUAUAUAACGAGGGUAUCAUAAGUUAUCCACGUACGGAAACUAAUAUGUUUUCCCAGGCAAUUGAUUUGGAUUAUUUAGUUAAGCAGCAAACGGGUCAUGCAGUUUGGGGUUCAUUUGCUCAGCGUGUGGCAGAAUGGAGACCUAAUCCUAGAAAUGGCGAUAAAUCUGAUCAGGCCCAUCCUCCGAUAUACCCCAUCAAAAUGGUGACACCCGAUGAAAUUGCUGCCUCCGAACAGCAAGAUAUUGCUGCUAAAAGUUCUAUACUUGGAGAGGUAGGUUCUUCAGCUAAAAAACCAAAAUUAGAAAAUACGGAAACAAUAAAUGAAGAUUGUUCAGCUAUUCGAGUAUAUACUGGGGAAUCCAAUUGGUAUUCUGGAGACAUGUACAUUUCGGAUAGUGAAGAAGAAGUAAAUUGCAAUUGCGAUAUACCUGCCAUUAGGUUGACUGUAAGAAAAGAAAACCAUAAUAAGGGGCGAAAGUUUUAUAAAUGUUCUAAUCGUGAAUGUAAUUUCUUUCGAUGGGCUGAUUAAACUGAAGAUUGCAGUCAAUUUUCUUAGGGCAGUGCCUCCUCAUCUGCCUUAGCCAGUUUAAUCAAAAAAACGUUUUUUAACGAGAAACCUACCCGUUUCUAAUUUUCCACAAAAAGCUGAAUAUCUAAAAACUAGUUUUAUCAACACAACUACUUCUUUUUAAUAUUAUACUCAUAUUUUAAUCAAAAUUUAAUUUAUAUUUGUAAGAAUAUAUGUAUGUAUU
Molecule: messenger RNA, 1866 nt
Organism: Lucilia sericata (common green bottle fly)
Lineage: Eukaryota; Metazoa; Arthropoda; Insecta; Diptera; Calliphoridae
Product: DNA topoisomerase 3-alpha-like
Exons: 7
Coding region: 153-1643 (496 amino acids)
Biological process (GO): DNA topological change
Cellular component (GO): nucleus
Molecular function (GO): DNA topoisomerase type I (single strand cut, ATP-independent) activity; zinc ion binding; DNA binding
Source: RefSeq, a predicted model, not a curated record